This is a messenger RNA of Colletotrichum aenigma, 645 nucleotides long. It is a transcript of the gene spf31, whose product is annotated as J domain-containing protein spf31. Lineage: Eukaryota; Fungi; Ascomycota; Sordariomycetes; Glomerellales; Glomerellaceae. The coding region runs from base 1 to 645 and encodes 214 amino acids. The record is from RefSeq and is a predicted model, not a curated record. The transcript has 2 exons.
AUGGCCAGCGAAGACGUCAAAGAGGAGAAGGAUGCCCUCGACGCGCUCGAGUUAGAGGCGAAGGAGUUCGACAAGGAUGCCGAAAUCGACAGAAUCCUCAAGGCCUUCAGGUUAGACGCCUACGCCGUUCUCGACCUGCAGCCCGGCGUGCCCGAGUCCGACAUCAAGAUCUGCUACCGCAAAAAGUCGCUCCUCAUCCAUCCGGACAAGACCAAGAACCCGCUGGCGCCCGACGCCUUCGACCGGCUGAAGAAGGCGCAGACGGAGCUGAUGGACGAGAAGCACCGCGAGCGCCUCGACGAGGCCAUCGCGGACGCGCGCAUGCUGCUCAUCCGCGAGAACAAGUGGACCGUCGACAGCCCCGAGCUCAAGACGGACGAGUUCGCCAAGAAGUGGCGCGACAAGACGCGCGAGGUGCUCAUCGACAACGAGCACCGCCGGCGGCGGCAGGUGAAGGCGCAGAUGCAGGAGGAGGGCCGCGAGCAGAAGAAGCAGGACGAGGAGACGGAGCAGCGCAAGCGCAAGAGGCAGCACGAGCAGGACUGGGAGGCCACGCGGGACCAGCGCAUCGAUAGCUGGCGGAGCUUUCAGAAGGGCAAGUCCGGGGACGGGAAGAAGAAGAAGAAGAUGAAGCCCAUUGGUUGA